Messenger RNA from Cyclospora cayetanensis, 1896 nucleotides. RefSeq lists its product as uncharacterized. The transcript is spliced from 3 exons. NCBI's taxonomy places the organism in Eukaryota, Apicomplexa, Conoidasida, Eucoccidiorida, Eimeriidae. The record is from RefSeq and is a predicted model, not a curated record. The coding region runs from base 1 to 1896 and encodes 631 amino acids.
AUGCGUGGACAGAGAAGAGCCCCCCGCUCCACUAGGAGGCCGUGUGUGUUGCUGUCCAACCGGCAAGCCGGCUGCCGCUCAGACGCAGCUACGCGCACUGCUGCAAAGCUGCAGGAGCACCGCCAGUGCAGCCUACGUGUCCUUUCACGCGUUGCCUCUGCUACCGCAGUGGAUUCGCGCGGUGGCUCUAGAGGUGCCUGUGCUGCUGCGGCGACUGCUGCAGGAUCUACACGCCAAGACCGGGCCCCUGCAGCAACGGCCGCUGCUAAAGGGCCAGCAGCUGCUCCAGAGCGCCGUGCGGCACUUUUCUCACGCCCUGCUGCUGCUGCUAGAGCAGCAGCAGCAAGCACAGAAGCAACUGUGUCGGCCAUGGCUGGUCUCAGCGAAGAGGCUCUAAGGGAUACCUACACCCGAAUUAGCCGGGCUGCAGUUGCACUACGCCAGGAGCUAGAGGAGCAACAGCAACUGCUGCUGCUGCAUGCGCGACAGCGCAGGGUCCUCGAUGCAGAACUAGCAGAGCUCAAGGGCAGAGUGGUGUUGCCUCCCGUGAGUCGUCCUUCCCCCAGCAGCUGCAGCGCAGCAGCUGCAGCAGCAACGGCAACGCCCGCUGCACCCCCCGCAGCAGCUGACUCUGCGACGGAGGAGCAUGUGCCCAAGUUUCUGAGGGAAGACCCCUUUGUCGCUCUUCCAGCAAUGCUGGGAGACCUCAUUGGUCGCUAUAAACAGCCGGCUAAGCAACUGGGAGCCACACUCCUUCACGGAAUGCAGCAACUGCAGCAGGAACUGCACCACCUGCAGCAGCACCAAAAGCAGUCCGAGGCACAGAGGAGGGCCGCGCUUCGCGAGAAAGCCAUCCUCAGGCAGCAAGAAUGCCUAGAACACAGAGCAAUAGAAAAACUCAAGAAGCAGCACAUGCAAAAACAGCAGCAGCACCCACAGCCGGCAGCCAAAGCGUGUGCUCCAGCAUCUGUGGCUGCUCCUCCUGCCUCUUUUCUUCCCACGAGCAGACAAGCCCCUCCGGCAUGCAGAAACAAGACGCUUAUUGCACGUCUGCAGCAUCUAUUUAGUGACCCUACCGCCCCCCCCCUCGUAGCAGCCCCCCCUCAACCAGCCGUCCAUCGACGUUCUUUUGCAGCCUCGCACCAACUGCAGCAACAACAGCGACAGAUGCAGCAGAAGCAAUUGCAGCAGCAGCAGUUGCAGCAAAAUGGUGGAAAAGAGCAUCCGCUCGUUGAGGCUCCCGCCGCUCAGCUUUUCCGCAUUUGGAGCGACGGAGAUGCCACACCGGAACAAGACAGCACCAGGAUCGCCGACGUGCCUGCCUUGCAAAAGGCUGUCUGUAGAAGAGGCAGCAAUGCGAGGGCAGGUGCUGGUGAGGAGGAAUGUCAUGCUGGGGGCCUCUUGAGCUCGGAGCGAUGCAAUCUACGAAAUCGAGUGCUGCCGUCACCUUCCAGCGAGAACCCUGCAACAAAUAUUGCAUCGCCAGGGGCAGUACCUUUCGCAUGUGCAGGCGGUGUCUCGACAUUGGCUGCCGCCGAGGUGAAUGUGAGUGGUGCCUCCUCCCCCCUCCCGCCUUCUCCCCACAGCGCCACUGAGGACUGCGUAAUUGUGGCAGCGGAGAUACUUGUCGGCUCGCGGAGCUUGCCUCUGAGGCUGGCUGCCACUGAGAGCUGCGAAGAAGCAGCCGCUGCAUGGGUAGAUCGGCACUGGGGAGCGUUGCAGAAACACUGGCGCGCUGGGUGCCCUGCCGCAACCUUCCUUGGUAGAAAUAAGGCGAUAGAAUCCCUGGAGUCGUUCCUCAGGAACGUAGAGGAAACUUCAGAGGAGCUGCCCGUAAAAGUAACGCGGUCGUGGAGUCUGAUUCUCGAUCCACAGAGCGAAAAGCAACUCAACUAG